GAGAUUUCAAACUAGUACACGUAAGACUUCACAUGUACGAAUGAAAUUGUAAAACUGAACGUAUAAUAUUACAUGCAUCUAUACAUACAUUGUUAUGCAAAAUUAUACUUUAGGAUUUACAAUUUUAGUGAUUCGUAAAAUUUUAUAUGUAAAAGUUAAAAAUAUACCAUAAAAAUUCUUAAUGUUACCCUUGCGAUCGCUUGCCUCUCUGUAAUGUGCCAAAGCGUUUAAAAAUUUGAUAUUUUUAUCGCAAUGUGUAUUAGGUAUAUUGAUUUAGAGGCCUCAGAUUUCGUAUUUACAAUUUAGAUUUGCAAUUUACUUGGUAUGGUUGGGUUACAAGUUUAGGAUAGAGUAUUGCUUUCUUCCUAGGAAGACUUCUAAUCUUGAUUAUUAAAGAUUAUAGAUGCAGUCCACAAAACAGCCUAACCAUUACAACUUGAAUAAGUGUCGAACCGAAGUGUUCUAGAAAACCGCUGCCAAAUUUUUAGCACGUAGCUUUCUUCAACAUUAAUUAUUGCUUUACUAUUUUUUUACUUUCUUUAUAAGGAAGGUUUAUAAUAGUAAUUUUUGGAGUUUGUGUAUUUUCUGAUAUAGUUAUUGGAAAAGUUGAUAAAUGUAAAGCUGCUUAAUAUAUAAGUGUUAAUAAGAAUCAAAUCAAUUUAUUAAUUAGAGAGAGAGAGAGAGAGAGAGAGAGAGAGAGAGAGAGAGAGAGAGAGAGAGAGAAUUAUAAUUGAUUAUGUCAAUGGAAUUGAUUUUAAAUAAUUUUAACUACCAAUCGAAAAAGUACAAAAACUAUAUAGAAUUAUAUGCGAAGUAAAAAUAAUUCUGAUAUUAAAGCAAUACAUAAUAUUGAAGGAAUCUAUGUGACAAAGAAUUGGCAGCCGUUUUUUAUGUUUUCUUAGAAAAAUAGAUAUAAGAACGAAUCUUCGAAACCAAAGCAGCAUUUUCAAAUAAGGUCGUCAAAAUAUUCCUAACUCCAAUAUCCGCCAUGUGUUGGCGGAUCUUUCCCCCCUCCCCCUCUAAGAUCAUUCGGGCACUUCUGGGAUGCAACUCCCCGUUUAAAGUUGGUUCCUUCCCUAAACCCAUGUGAGUAUGCGGGUUGUAUGUGUUUUUUUAUGUAGCGUAGGCAGAGCAAGCUCUGCCAAAGUGGCCCUUCGACACCGAAUCCCCAAAGAUACUAUUGUUGAACAAUACUUCCGCGGAGCCUGUUAACUAGCCUAUUUGGAUUUAUUUAUUAAGAGGAUUUGGAUUUAUUUAUUAAGGAGCACUUAAAGGUUCUCAACCCAAUCUCCUACGUUCCCCUGCAUCGGGCAGGGAAGCAAGAGCUUAAUUCUGAGACCUACGUUCCUCUGCAUCAGUCCGAGAAGCGUUUCGUAUCUACUACCUAGUGGCCUUCGUCUAGCAACAGUUUUAUUUAGCUAUUUCUCCUUGUCCUUCCCUUCUAUUCUCUUCGUCAUUUCUAACCUUCGUGAGAAUGGUCCUUACGUAGUUGUUUACUGUACACCAACCAUCUUUCGACGUUAGCAUAGCUGUCAUCAUUGACUCAUCGAAUACAAGAAAUGUUUUUUCAAUUUACUAAUCGCCAAUGUCUCCGAAGAUAUUGCUCGAAGAUCUUCGUGAUAUAAAAACUUUAUUAUGUACUCUUCAAGAGUUUUACACCACAAUCGGUUGCGAUUUAAUCGGCGAUUAUUAAAAAUUGAUUAAGCAAUCGAUCGUCUAUAGCUCCGAAACUAUCGGUCGGAUAAUUUUGCAGGAUAACAACUUUUUGAUGUACAGUGUAAGAGCUACGCUACACAACACAGUCACGGCAGCAUACAUGCAUAUUCACAUACGCACACACACGUGCAUACACAUAUACACGAGGUACUUACAUAAAUAUAAGCCGUAGCAGCCUCUAUAAGUGGAGAACGAGCGUACCUACCAACCAACGGAUGCAGACUAACAUUUUUAUAGACAUCCAGCAUAUAAAUGCGCAGAUAAUUUCUUUUUAUACUACUAGAUUAGAUAUUUUAAUUUGAAAAUUGCUGAUAUUUUGCUAAUACAAGCGUUUAUAGAUACUAAAUUAUCAGGUUUUUUGCUUCUGUGUAGCCUGAAUAUCAUUGUCAUCGAAACUCGACCUUCUUAAGAAGGUUUUAUUCUAAUCAUAAGCGAAAAACUUCCUCUAUUUGGUGAGAUUCGUAGCUUGAUGACACUAUAAAAGAGGCCUGAGUUGAGCAGCAUGCCAUCGAACAGUAUUUAGCUGUAAUCACGUAAACUUCGUAGAGAGACUAGAGCAAUCUACAAUGGACAAGCUACAACUGUUGAGAAUGGUCCUAACCGUCUUGAGUGCGGUACUACGCGAGCCGAUAACACGCAUGGUUUGUCGUGAAGGGCGGCGACGUUCUUUCAAACAUUGUUCGGUCAACGUUUUAUUGAAACAACUUAAAUUUAUUCUCGAUUCCUAUAGACCGUGCCCGAUUAUGUAUUUAUUUAAACGCAGUUUGUUGGAAAGCGAGGUGGAUGUUAUCCGUGCUCUCGGCGAGCUCUUGGGUUGCGGAAUGCAAGAUGCCUGGCAAGUUCAAGCCAUUAUGCAACAAUAUCGGCUGAUUCAGGAUCUUGACAAAAUGAUGGCUGACACUGAAGGAGAUGCUCUGAUUAAGCUCGUACAAUUGGAUAACGACGACAAUGAUGAUGAUGAUGAGGAGGAGCAGAAACCUACAGUCUUCAAAAUGGAGGCAGACGAGAUAUCGUCGGGCAUUGCGCCGAUAGACAUGAACAGUGUCACUGCAACAGUCCUCAAGGUGGAAGAUGACGACGACGACGAGCCAUUACCAGUUGUCCAGCCAGUAAACGCAGCUAGUUCUAAUGCUACUACUACUACUGAGUCACAGUCAGCAUUACCUGCUGCUGCUGCUGCUGCUUCUGAUGCUACUGCUACUGAUGUUGUUGCUGCUGCUAUGAACACCAAUGCCGAUCAGAGAUUGAGACAUUGCCAGCAGCAGUAGCAGUAUUAAAACACGUGACAAAAGUUGAAAACGCUGAUGAGGAAAUCCACGAAGAUGAUGAUAACGACGACGACGACGCAGCAGUCUCAGAUACAGCCUUCUUCUCUUCCUCCUCCUCCGACGACGAUUCAUCUUCAGACACUGACACGGCAAUUGAGGAAACAUUGGGACGCAGUACCGCAGUGGAUGCAACUGGCGGAGGAAGUUAAUGUAAGAGUUUUCUCUCGCAAAGGAAUAAAAUGUAAAAGCGUGCAAAAAAAAUUAUAAAAUAUAAAUUAGCAUUAUGGUUGCAGGAGGGCGCUGGUGCUGAACAGUCAGCGCGAUAAUACAUAAUGAUUCACCGAGAGUUUUUCAGAUAUUAUCCGUUCUUCUAUCUGAAUAGUCGAGAGGAGCUGAUCACCAUCAGACGACUACCAGCCAAUACGGAUGUCACAGAGUGGCUAGCGCAUGCUAUUUAUGAACUUUACAGGUAUGUGUGCGAAAAUACAGCACCAAAGACUUUAUCGGUAUAACUAUAAUCUCGGAACACUUUAGUCAGGGUGGAGUUUGGAUUUCUUAUAGACUAGUGCGAGAACUAGUAGCAGAAGAAAUAGUAGACUACUUCAGAGUAUUGCACAAAGUCACGGAGGUUUCGAGAUUGAUCACACACUAUUGAUUAAUGUUAAUACCGUGUCCAUGCCUCAAGGAGCGGGUCAUUUUGCGCUCACUACCGAGACCACAUUCAAACUGUCUAUUUUAAUCAUUCGAAGCACGGGUAACCUCUGCCAACCUCGCACACUUGUUUGCGCACAUAUGUACAGUGUUCCUGGCGACGUUUGCACGGGGUUUAUGCAGGAAAUGUUGGGUAGAAUUAGACACUGUAAUGGCAAAAAAGGAGGCUGUAAAACUCGAUAAAAGUGCUAGAGUUGUCAUACCCUAGGCUGGCUGCAGGAUACUAGAGAUCAAACUUUUUCAAGAAUAUAACGCAUGUCUAGAUGUCGCUAUUGUAGUAUAUUCAUUUCAAGGGUUCUCUCGAGGCGAUAAGCCCAUAUACGAUGCAUCUGAUUAUGUUUAUAAUGUCGGCAAUACUUGUUAGAUUUACUCUUCGUAUUAUGCAUUACGAGAGUAGUCGACAUUAUUAGACAAUUUUAAACUUGGUAGCUGCAGCUGGUAGUAGGAGAUAUUGAAUACCAUGCAAUAAAGAAGUGACGAAUAAAAAGAAUCACAGGUGUCCGGACAAGUGUCGUAGCUAUCUGCAGGAACCGCCUUGCGAACGAGACCGAGCUGACAGCCGUACUGUGUGUCCACACUGUAAUAGAAUAUUUUUGAGUCAGAUGUGCUUUUUGAAUCAUCUGAAGUCGGAAUAAUUCGAUAAGAAUCCCACAGUACGCACGAGUUUAAAAAUUUGAGCCAACAAUAAAAUUUCUCACAGUUGCGAUUAAUUAUCUAGUAAAGUUUGUAAGCUGAUGCAAUUAUCAAACAUCUUUGCUUCAUGCAACCUGUAGCUGCAACACGACAGCAGGCUAGUAAUAGUAAUAGUAGUAGUAGUAGUAGUAGUAGUACAAAAAAGCAGACUUUGUACUUAUUCUACCAUUUUGAAAAACAAAAGUGUAAAGCAGGUGUGCACCGCGUGUCUAGAUAGCGAAAAUAUUUCGGAGUCAUGUAAUUUUUGCGGGGUACGAGAGCAUGUGUUCAGGGAUAAUUCGAUAAAGCAUUAGUGGAAUUGGCGUUGAAUCGUAGGAAAAAUAUUAGAGACUUGAUCUGCAUGGCUCACAAUGCUCAAGGAUUUGACGCGCAGUUCGUGCUGAAAUUCUUGGUGGGAUGUAAAGAUUUCCGUGGAACACCAACCGUAAUUCUUAAUGGCUCAAAAAUAAUUAUGAUGAAGUUUGAACAUAUAAAGUUUCUUGAUAGUAUACAUUUUUUACAGGUGGUUUUGAGUGAUCUACCAAAGGCUUACGAGCUUGGCAGCGAUAUUGAGAAGGGCACAUUUCCCCAUUUAUUUAACAGACUGGUGAAUUAGAAUUACGUGGACGAGAUGCCGCCCGUAGAAUGAUUCUCGCCGGACUUGAUGGGUGUCGCUGAGCGCGAGACUUUCUUAGAGUGUUACAGAACAGAAUAUACGAUGAAAAUUCAAUAUGGUACCAAUUUCUUCACAAAUGGAAAAUGCUAAAAAAACGUUAAAAUGAGAGUAUUGAGUCUUCAAAAUAUCUG
Nasonia vitripennis (jewel wasp) is the source of this 5174-nucleotide messenger RNA. RefSeq lists its product as uncharacterized. The coding region runs from base 2283 to 2984 and encodes 233 amino acids. The record is from RefSeq and is a predicted model, not a curated record. Lineage: Eukaryota; Metazoa; Arthropoda; Insecta; Hymenoptera; Pteromalidae. The transcript has 3 exons.